AUGGAGACGUUGCGCGCCGAGGGCAAUGCGUUUUUUAGUGCCAAGGAGUUUGAAUCGGCUGUAGCCAAGUAUACAGAAGGACUAGAAGCUGCUCCGUCCUCAUCUUCUGGUCUUUCUCGUGAUGAGUUGAAGGCUGUAGAGAUGCAACGCGUCCUUCUUUGGAGCAAUCGUGCCGCGUGUCUUUUGCAGCUCGGAGACUUUAUUCAGGCCGAAAAGGACUGUACACUGGCGUUAAGUAUUGAUCCAAAUAAUACCAAGGCACGAUAUCGUAGAGCUCAAGCAUGUAUGGGGCUCGGGAACAAUGCACAAGCUUUCAAGGACGUGCAUUUAGUGCUGCAGUAUGCACCAAGUAAUAAAGCAGCAGCUGCAUUGGCUCGGAAGAUCCAAGAGCAAGUGAGAGAGGAUGUUCAUGGAGUACAAAAGGCACUGGACUGUAUUAUGAGUGGAGUAUGUGGAGAAACAGGUGAUGUAGGGCUCAAGGAAAUGUUGCAAGAACAGGAGAAGACCGUGGAAGCUUUGCAAUAUCUAGAGAUGAAGAGUGUUACGGAGCUGGCGAGUUUACCUGAAGAAAUUGCUAAAAGAGGGGGAUUAGUAGUGCUAUGGCGAGCAGUGGCAAAACUUGUCGAGCUCAAUGAGAAGGAGGAAGAGAAGAAGGAGGAGGUGUUGAGCAUUUUGUCGCACGUGGUGUCGUUGCUGUCGAUAUUGGCGUCCGCGUCGAUGGAACUUGUGGGGAAGAUGUUUGAGACGAAUCAUGGAGCACUUGAUAAGUUGCUAGAGCUGUUGCAUAGUCAGGUGGCUUUCGAGUAUGAGGCGAAUGGCUCGGAUGCGACGAAGCAGAUGCCAAUUCGGGGACGCAAGGUGAUUAUUCGGUUGGCGGCAUUUAUUUUCAAGUAUCUGUUGAUCGGAGCCAAGUCAGAUGAUGAUGCAUGUGUACGUCGAGUAUUGGGUGGAUUACUGGACGGUUUGCGUAGUCGCCAGCGCGUGCUGCAGAUUGCAGCGCUGGAUGGUCUGCUUCAUUUCAUCACUGUGUUGAGUGGCCAGAGUUCGAUCCUGAACAAUAAAGACGACAACAUAGCCCAGCAAUUGAAGAUGCGGUUUGCCGUGCUUGCGCAGGAGCUUGGAUUGUUUUCGUUGUUGCAUACUACCGCAUCCAGCGCUCUACCUGGAUUUGAGGCUGGUGUGAAUACUGCUGAGGCUCCAAGAUUGGAACUGACAGCAGUGUUGCUGAGCCGCCUUCCACUCGUGUUUACCCAAUGUCUUUCGCAUCUCGAGGGUGAUGACACGAUGCUUAAGAAAAUGGUACGGGACUGGUGUGUAUCUCCGGUGCUGGCAGCGCGAUCCACAAAUCGCACUCAGCUGGCUCAAGGCUCGGCUUCCUGUCUGCUCCUAUCGGCUCUCUUUCUUUCAAACGCAAAACUUGCGCUGUGGGCUGUGCAGCAAACUGGAAAUGACGGCACAGCAUUCCUUACGCGAUUGCACGAGUAUUUGAGUGCGUCGCGAACAUUUGAUGACGCGAAGGCACACACUCGGCAAUUGCAGGAAAUUUGGGUUGAUUGUGUGGCCAGCAUUUGUGGGGUAGAGCAUGGUCCUGCCUGUGUUCCGCCUGCAUUGAGAAUCGAGAUUUAUCGCAUGCUGCAGGCAUCUUUGGAUGAAGAAGAUGACUUGAUGCUUCGAGCCAGCGCGCUAAGUAUUCAAGUGAAGCUUGGUAUUGUUGAGAAGACGCUGGAGAUGCCGUCUGAUGAUGGACGGUUCCUUAUGAACAGCGUGUUUGAGGUCCUUGCGAGUGCAGAAGCCGUGGAAAGCAAACACCGGGAGGGUGAAAAGGUAAAACAGGGAAAGGACAAGACAAAGGAGCAGGUUCCAAGAUCGCUUUUGUUCUGGAGUGGCGUCUCUCCAAAAGAGCGUGGCAUUGAGGCCUUGUCGUACCUAAUCACGUACACCCCCGUAAAGGACGCCUUUGUGAGGCAUCAAGGGGCUGUGGCCAGCGUAUUUCGGGUCCAAUUUCCAAGCACAAAGGACGCGAGUAUAGGAGCACAAGCAAACGCUGGUUUCAGGUCAAAUGUGUACUAUGGCAUCGGGUACAUCUUGCACCACGCUUUGACAUCAGAGGCUGCUAUCAAGCGGAAGCAAAUGGAGGGCAUGGAGAUGACGGCUGACCAAUACGAAGAGCUGCAAAAGGCGUUGAAGCAGAAAUCAGUGCUCGAGGAUGGUGACACUCCUGAACACGUGGAGGCCCGUGUCACUCGGCUUGCUGCGUCGCGUGAUGUGUUGACUACUCUUGUGCAGCUCUUGAAGCUGUCCGCUACCAAAUCAGAAAAUGUCAUGGAGAUGGCAACACUUAGUGCAUUGCAUGCUGCAGAAGUAUCGUCGGUGCGAGGCAACCUGGUGCAGUGUGGCGUCUUUCAGGCACUAAUCCCGUUGGCGUUGCACCACAUUGCAGUAGCAAAGAUCAAAGGUGGCAAAGCAUCCAAGGAUCCUUCGCAACUUCACGGAACGAAGAUCUCGAAUGCUGCAGGUCAGGCAAUGGCCAAGAUUUUGAUCAGUACGAACCCGAACUUGAUCCCGUCGUCGUCGCUUUUCUCAUCCAUUCGACCGUUGCUAGAUCUAUGUAAAGGCGACCAGCAAUUACUGCAGUUCGAAGCACUCAUGGCUCUCACAAACAUUGCGAGUGUCUCGGAAGAAACAAAGGCGCGUAUUGUCGGCGAACCGCAAGGUCUGUCUACGCUACAGUAUCUGCAGUUUUCGGAGCACGAACUUGUGCGUCGUGCGGCCACGGAAGCGAUUUGCAAUCUCCUCCCGAACGAUAAGGUGAUUGAACAGGUUUUCAUGAACGAAGAGAAGGUUCGUCUUUGGGUCGCGUUUGCGUCUCUCGAAGAUGAGGCCGAAGACUUCGAGACGGCUCGAGCUGCUGGAGGUGCAUUAGCAAUGGUGUCCCAGGUUCCAAAGGUAAGCUGGAUCUUAAUGCGUCAAGGCGGACUCAAAGCUUUCAGCAAAAUUAUCGAAGAAGGAUCGAAUGUGGAAACCCUGCAUCGAGCUUUUUUUGGGAUGCAGAAUAUGCUCGAAGCGAUCAUUGGCGCCGCAAAGGACGAGGAAAAAGUCGACGAGCGAGGCAAAUUCAGUGAAGAAAUCAAACAGCAUAGCGUGACGCUCAAGCAGAAGCUUGUUGCUCACUGUAGUAAGACCCAGAUCAAGGACGCAGCCCAAGCGUGUCUCGCAGCGUUAGAGCAAGUGAUUCGUUAA
Messenger RNA from Peronospora farinosa, 3240 nucleotides. NCBI's taxonomy places the organism in Eukaryota, Oomycota, Peronosporomycetes, Peronosporales, Peronosporaceae. The record is from the annotation of a GenBank genome assembly.